CACUUGACCGUGACCCGGAGACAGGCUUCAUCAACACCAAAAGAUGGUGGCCGGGACUUCAGACAGCCGCCUUGAUGAGGCGGCGUGGUGGACCGGGCUUGUCGCGGGUGCGCACGCAAAGGAGAACCACCUGGCCAACAGCCCAACCGGCCGAACGCUGCUCGUUGCGUUGAGCGAGGAUGAGAGGACUGAGACUGUUGCCGAGAUGACGGACGAUAUGACGGAGAGGCCCGCCGUCCCGCUCUCGGUCCUCAUCUCGCUGCUAAACACGUUGGCCAUGCACGCGGCGCAGCACGCCGACAACAUAGACAGCCGGAUGGCUGCUGUGCUGGCCGAGACGUACGCGGCGGCGGGCGCCAGCGGCCCUCCCCUCUCCUCCGCCGCGUUGCGCUCGGUCCGCAGCCGCUCGCUGCUCCGCUGGAUGGGCUGGUGCGUCCCGCACCUCUGCGCCGAGAGAGGUAUCUCGCUCGCCGCGCUCGACGCCUCGUUCAACCUGCACCAGCGAGAGCCGGUCGUCAAGGCCGCCGUCCAGGGGCUCCGCGCGCUCGGGUCGCCCAAACGGGCGCGGGGUCUGUGCAGAGCGUGAGGGCGCGCUAGUUGCGUGCGGACGACUUGUACCACAUCCCAGCUCAAGGGAUUGGUGGACCGGUGGUGCACCCUGCCGCCAGUGCGCAGUUGACUACGUUUGUUGCCCCCCUGUCUCUGCGAAGAUCCCGUGUUGGCUUUGCACCCGCCUUUGCCCUUCACUCUCUUGCCGGUGUCUGACUGUACCGUCUGGUCGCGCUGCCGUGUCCUCUUUCUUACGGCUAUCUAGCCAU
Messenger RNA from Emiliania huxleyi CCMP1516, 818 nucleotides. RefSeq lists its product as hypothetical. Bases 44 to 586 code for a protein of 180 amino acids. The transcript has 2 exons. The record is from RefSeq and is a predicted model, not a curated record. Lineage: Eukaryota; Haptophyta; Isochrysidales; Noelaerhabdaceae.